Messenger RNA from Toxoplasma gondii ME49, 6689 nucleotides. RefSeq lists its product as hypothetical. Gene Ontology annotation, biological process: protein phosphorylation. The coding region runs from base 1633 to 5760 and encodes 1375 amino acids. NCBI's taxonomy places the organism in Eukaryota, Apicomplexa, Conoidasida, Eucoccidiorida, Sarcocystidae. The transcript is spliced from 15 exons. The record is from RefSeq and is a predicted model, not a curated record. Gene Ontology annotation, molecular function: ATP binding; protein kinase activity.
CCCAAAGUUUCAUUCUUGGUUGUUUCUCUCUGGACCGUCAAAAUUCGAGCUCCUGACCGCCGCCAGCUGCUGGUGCCGCUCAGAAAACGUAGGACACUAGCCGCUAGGCGCGGUCUCUUGAGUGGGAAUUCCCAAUAUUUCCUUCCAAACGCAAGUCGUGGCUUGCAUAAGUUCUUCUUUUUCUUCUGGCGCAUCUCGCUAAUUUUGUGGGCGUCAUCUUUGGUCUUCUCGUCGGCUCGCUCCCUCUUGUCUUGUUCGCUUUGUACCUGCAUUCACUGCUAGCCACCGUUGCCGAGAUGACCGUACAGGAUGACAGUGUACAUGUCUCCAAUUUCCUUUCGCGUUUCCCCUUUGGAUAAAACAGACUGUGAGAAUAGACUCGACCUUUCUCUCGCCUCCUGUCGUCUUUCGACUUCCGUGCAGCUGUCGUUCUUUCACGGCGGUCUUUUCUCCAGUGUACUAACUACCUGACUUUGCCCUGAGAAAGCUGCCCGUUUCGGUGAGACUGCGGUCCUCCGUACGGUUUUCUUUUUGUGAACUCUACAGAGUUUCUUCUGUCAAGAAACAAGUUAGAGGCGACUCCUUCACACGGCGCACUUUGAUUCUUUAGCGUUCGUGGGUCUGCUACUAGAGCCGUUCUGGGGUCCGUCUAUCUCAAGCUUUAGUUCGCUGGUUCCUUCCCACCAAAACUUUUUCCGCUUACCAAUCCCUGGGGAAGCCAGAGGUUGCGUUGCAAACACUAUUAGAGACUUGUCUGUCUCUGCCCAUGCCUUUUCACUUCUUUCGGUACAGUCAUGAAGAACUCCUUUCUCCACUACCCUGUUCUUGGUGGCUUGGCUUCUUGGAGGAUCUUACGUGUCUGAGGUAGCAGUGAAACGGCCCAAGCAGACUCCGCACCGAUUUUUUCUGCUUUUCUGGGUGUGUCCGCCGACAGCAUCACCACAUGAAAAACUGUCGCGCGUCACCGUCCCGUGUCCCGUGUGGAGGAGCUCUUCUACGUCCCCAUCGCUUUGUCUUCGAUCGCCGGAAAGGGUGUUUUCCCUCCCAUUUAAAUUCGACCCCGAUAUGUCCUGCGAUCGAAAAUGCGAGUGCCAUUCUAUCUGUCUCUGUACCCCGCAUCAUCGUUUGAACACCUGACCAGCAUGUUGAGUGGAUGAAGUACAGCGGUACCGAGCGCAUAUUUGGAAAACCAGCAUGUGCAUGCCUCCAGAUCAGGAACAAUAAGCCUACUCACUCGUUCAGCGAAAAGCUCUGUCUACAGCCGCAGGUUUCUCCAGCUUGGCCCUGCACCGCAGAAGGAUCCCGCUGCUCUGGCUCUGCUUUCCAGUAGCAACAUCCCAGCGAGCAGUUUUGCGUUUUCCUUGUCUCUGGAAGCCUCUGCCUCCAUAUGGAGGCGUCGUAGACCACAGCCGAGCCCCUGUCAACAUGCAGCGUCCCGCGCCCUGCCUCCACCUGUUCAACUAGCUGUCGGUAUUGUUUCUGCUGGAGGUGCCUUAGGUCCCUCGUUCCGUAGGAGAGGAAGCGUGGAGCCACACGCCUCUUCCCGAGGUUGGUGUCUGGUGCGCCCUCUAUGUUUGUCUCUAGCAACGAAUCGGUUCUUUUCAAUCCUCAAGAGAACCUGUGAACUCCAACAUGUUGCCUCGCAUGCAAAGCGAACGAAGCGUGGCACGCCAAAGCUUGGGCGCCACUCGUUCUCGAUGUCUCCUGCGUUUUGCGACGAAAAAGUGGGCGAGUCGAGGCCUGGGGUCCUCGAAUCGCCCCGGGAGGCCGCCGCCGUCUUCUGCAGCAGGUCACAGGGCUUCUUGCCCCUUGUUUCCCCGCUCAUCUUUCUCGGCUUCCUUCGCCCUUCGUUUUCUGUGUCCUGUGCUCUGCUCGCUCCUUCUCGCUACUCUCUUUUUUGUGAGCCCCCGAGAGGUCGACGCACUGAAAUUUCGGGGCAACGGCGGCAGGCACCUGAAUGCAGAGCUCGACGGGAACUGGGCUAAACGUUUCCAGGAGACGCAGCGUGCGGCUCCCCCAGACUCUUUCUUCGUUUCUGACUCUGAAAUUUCUGGGCGAACGUCGUUGCUCUCUCUCGCCUCUUCUGAACAAGGUACUUCCACGGUCGACUCUCGGUUUGUCGGUCUUUCUGGGCAGAAGCCACGGCACGUCUGGGGAUCACAAGAAGAGACAGACGAGAGAAGAGAAGAUAGACAAGAAGAAAGUGAAGGACGUCGUGGAAACGAGGACGCAUACCACCCACACACGUUCUCCCACUCCUCGUCUUCUAUGCCUUUUUAUGGCGCCCUGUUUGACUCAUCGUCCGCGUUUCCCCCCUUUUCUGCCGCGGUCUCUUCGCCUCCUUUCUCCAUGACAGUCUCACCUGCGGACCGAGUGAUCCAGGCGCUUCCCAUCGCCUUUGCAGAACACAAGAGCGGCGGGGAGAAAGCCUCGCGGGAAGAGACAGGAGGAAAGAAGGAUGACCAAGCCCUCUCGUUUCUAGGCGACACGAAGUCUGCCUCUGAGUUGAAUCCUCCGCGUCUGGUUUGCCCGGACAAGCCUCCAACUUUGCCGCCGAGGGAGGAGCAAGUGCGAAAAGCCUACGCGUUGCCUCUCUGCGAAUUACCCUGGGAUGAUCUCGGUCCUAUGCUCGGGUCAGGCACCUUUGGGCGUGUCUAUCCCCUGCGACGACCUGCAUGCACCGAAGUGACGAAGGGCUUCGUCGGCAGGAAAUUCGCCGUCAAGAUUUUCUGGCUCAAGCGGAAAGGAAUGAUGAAUCUGUUCGACACCAUCAGCCAGGGCGGAACACCCUCUGCCGAACAAACCGACCCCGGCACCAUUGCCACGAUCAAAUCCGAGAUCAGGUCGCUUCCGACCUCGAGUUCGGCCUUCCGCGACAUGGUUCGCAUCGCAGAUCCGACAGUGGACGUCGAAAAGAUCAAGGGGAUGGCAGACUCGUUGACUGUGGAGACCAUUAUGACGGAGGCGAAGACGCUUCGGACCGUCAUCAACACGAAUGGCUUCUACACAGAAGUCGGGGAAACGGGAACGAUUUUCACUCAAAUGGAAAAAUUCGUCCAGACACACCGACCAGAAAUUUGGUCAACUCUCUCGAAGGCAUCGCAGGAGGCGCAAGCAUCGAAAUAUGCAGAAAUCGGACUUGCAGAUAAUCACUGGAGCCUGCCUCUGGCGCGCGUUCUCGUGAAAGACAAGAAUGACGUGAAGCACUGGGCACUUCUCAUCGAGUUGUUCGACGGCGACCUCCAGCCGAAGACGGACAAAACCGGGUAUUCUCUGGACGGGUGGAACGCGAAAUCCGGAGGCAACGUGGUUCUGCGAGAAAUCUUCUCUUCUCGCGAGGCUCUCAUCGGCCUCACGUCCAAAUUGGUGAAGCCCUUCGUGGUGAUGCAGAACCUCUACAGCUUGGGUCACUUCGACAUCAAGCCGCCAAAUCUGUUGUACAAAUACUUUCCGGGAGAGAAGGGCAGAGCCGGUCGACUGUCGGUGGCGGCGGGUGACUUCGGGAUGGCCGGAUUGCUGCAUGGAGACAUGAUUCUGCGGGGGACUCUGGCCUUCAUGGCUCCCGAGAUGGAGCGCGUGUCGGGUGGCUUAGUCGCCAAGCCCUCGUACGACGUCUACGCUCUCGCCCUCACUCUCGCGUCCUUUUGGACUGCUGCGACAGAGCUCAGAGACCACUAUCCGUGGGUGGAGAAAUGCAUCAAGCCGACGCUGAAGAAGAUGAAGGACGCGCCAGAGUUCACCUUCCUGCGGUUCGCGAGCAAGACGGGUCCGAAACUCUACGAGGCCGACACAAUCUACGCACUCUCCACCUGCUUCGCGGUCGGCGGAAAAGUGGAGAAACUCUACCACACUGGGAUGCCUCUCCUCAUUCGUCUGAAGCUCAGUCAAAUGGCGGACCCAGAACCUCUCGCCCGUGUCAGCAUGCGGCACGCCAGAUUCGUCUUCAAAGCCUACGCCAUGCUGGAUAAAUUGCUGCGAGCGCCGCAGUCGGAGGCGAACGCAGAGACACGGGAGGAGCAGCUGAAGCAACUGCAGAGCCUGCACAUCGUCCAGUUUCUCUUGUUUUAUCUUCGAAUGGAGCCUCUCACUGCCGCGCGAGACAACACACAGAGCUACCGGCGACUGGCUCGCGCUUUACUCGACUUCGCUCGACUCGACCCCGUGUACCAGGCUGCGACAGAGACCGUGCAGCCGCUGCCUUACGAGUUUUUUACGGAGCAGAAGGACUGGCAAAAUGUCAAGGUUGAAGUAUCGGGUUCUGAGGUCGACGAAACGAUCCGGAAACUGCGAACUUCUCUUACAAGAGACAGGUCACUUUCGGAAGACAGUUGGGCAGAUCUCGUCGACAUCAUGUUCGGCGUUUCUCUCGAUGGCCUGCGUGAGGUCGUCACGCGAGUCGUCUAUUCGAGAAAAACGUUUUUGCUGGAAGAGAAAAUUGGUAACGCGGUCAAGGAGGCAGUCGCGGCAACGUACAAAUUCGAUCCAAAUACGCAGUUGAUUGCAGAAGAUGCACCUGAUCGUCUCUUCGAAGUUGUGCGGACAGAUCUUGGCCUGUCGUAUCCCGACGACAGCGAACUGGGGAGGUUUUUGGUUCACAGAGUUUCCAAAAGCCACACUGCCUGGGCGACCGUGGAUCGUCUGGCGCGUCAGGCGCUGCGCCUUGCACUCCGCCGCGAGGAGAGAACUCGGCAAGUUUACGAGCAACUUCUGUCAGGCGAGAAACCUUCUUCUGAGAGCGAGAAGGCGUUUUUCGACUCGGUCUUCUCUGCUGUCUCAGUCGUGUCGGAAGCGAACUACUUUGGACUGUUCUGGGACUUCCCCUCCGCCGGCCUCUUUGGAGUUCCACCCGAAGAAAUGCAAGCCUACGUCCGGAAGACGCACCUCGCGUUCGUCGGAAAGAUGUGGCCUGUCGAAACUCAGAAGAAGAUUCUUGAAGCUGCAGUGAGAGUGACCGUUCGCGGUUUGAACGCGAGUCUCCCGGCGUCCCUCGUCGAUGUCUACGCAACUGUUUUCGCCGCUUUGCCGACGAAGGCGCCCGUCUCGCCUCCCUUCCUCUACGGUCUCGAACGCGAAGAAUACUCAUCUCUUCUGUUCGAUGCCAAGUUGCCGGAAUUCAAAGAAAUGGUUGCCUUUUGGGCUACCCGACACGAGCUCAACAUCGCCGUCCAAACCGCCGUCGGGAAGAUUCCAGACGCCACAAACCUCUCAGACGAAGACAUCGAGAAGCAGCUGGAAGGGAUGUUACCGGCGCAUCUUCGCUCCCCAUCGCCAGCGCGUUUCGGAUGGCCGCCGGAGGCCGUGGCCGACAACAUCAGACUGUUCAUCCGAGAAGCGAAGGAUGAAUUGGCACUUCAUGGACCAGACAUGGUGCAUAACCGGAUACGCGUGAAUGGGCGCAGCAAACCUCCGCGACGAGCAACUUUUCUGUUCCACGAAAUUUUCAGAAAAGCCAUCGCAUUCAAAAAGGACAUCUCUGUCCUCCAAUUCAAUCAGUUUUUCACCGACAUCCUCAAACAGAGUUUCGACCCCCAGUGCCGGCGCUUCAUCGCGGAGGUAAAAAAGAGAGUCAAGAGCGCUCCGGCCGAAUACGUGAGAGUCGCCGACACAGAAGCCGUUGCGCCGCUUUUCGAGGGAGAAGGCAAGGAUAUUUUAAAACUCGUCGCAGUCGAUCCUGCUGCUCGAGCAUCUGAUCCGGAACCGAACAACUGCUUCCUCUGGACACAAGCUUUCCUCGACGAUAAAACAAUCGUCGUGAGCUAGGCGACAGAAGACUGACGGGUCCACGGUGGAAAGGUUUCGGGCAGAGCACCUUUCCUUCGAUUUUCCCCGUUUUUCCUGUGCGUGGUCGUGAGGUGCGUCCCCUCAGAUCUUUUUCCCCCUUUUCUCCAACCUAUGGCAUUCUCCUUCUCUGACUUCUUCACUUCGUGAUCGGCGAUUCGUGUGGAACAACGCCAAGGACCCGCUUUGUCUUGUCUCUCGCUUCUUCUCUGUCUCCGGGACUUCCGCCUGCUCUGUUGUUUUCGUAGACAGCUGCAGACUCGUCGCCGUCUCCCCAUGCGGUCGUUGCCCUCUCUUUUCUCCCUCAACUCCUUUCUUCUGUCCAUCGCCCUCUUCUCGCUCUGCUGUUCUUUCUGACACCGUUUUGCGCGUUCUGCUUUAUGUUGAGAGCGUUUGUUUUUCGGGGUCCCGUCAAAUGAAUUUUGAUUGUUUUUUGCGCACGCGUCUCUCAACUCAAACCGAACGCUGCGUCAGGCUGUCCGCGCCUUUUCUCUCAACCUCUGUGUCUUUACUACCGGAUCCACCCGUGAGAUUCACUAUUCACGACCGUUGUCACCCGCCCAUCGCCUGCUCGAGAGAGAGGCGCCAUGCAAUUUGUCCAGACUAGGGAGAACAUGCGAGAGAGGCCAUAGCGAUAGCAUCUCUGUCCAGUGCCGUCUAUUUCCGGCCGUCGACCUCUGCUUUCCACUCCCCCCUUCUGGGCGUCUCGCCCCUUCGCCGACUUGUUUUCGUCUCUUGUUCUUUGUUGCCGCUGUUUCUUUUCUUCUUCUGUUCUUCUUUUCUUCAUCUUCUCUGUGUCUCCUGACUUCUCUCGCUCUUCCGCUCUGUUCCUACACGUUGCCGUCUUCUUCGCCGCCCUCACAGGAGAACAUGCGCGGCGCCUCACUGAGGUGACCGGGACUGGAGCUGGA